AUGCCUUCAGUCGAGAACCCCCGCUGGUCGGGUACACGCAUCAUCAUGGACGCUGCAUCUGGCAGCGCCAGCUUGAAGGUUGACGACAAAUACGAGCUAGCAGAAACAGAUGGAGCAAACUUCGACGAAGAUGCCAAAAGCACAACCAGGAAGCCCUCAAAGUUUCCGGAAAUGAUGUUUCCUGUCCUCGCACACAAGCAAGGCGAGCAAUCUCACGAAAACUCGGCUCGCCCCGGCGCUUUCUUCGUGGGCUAUUCGAUGUACAACCUCACACCCGUAUUGCUUCGAGCCGCUCCAGCGGAUGCCCUUCCAUCUAUUGUCUCAGACGAUCUGUCAAUAGGAUGUCAACUGGAGCGGGUGCCUGGUGGUCGUAUUGAGAGUACUGAAGUCAUUUUGACCGCUCCCGCUGCUGUACCUGGAAACAUCUCCGCCAUGAAAGCCGCCAUGGAGACAGACGGAUCACUUUGCGAUGCUUUCGAAGCGAGCAGUGCCCAAUCAGUCUACGCACAACUAGAAGCCUCUUGGAAUUCUCUCUUCUACCGCCGUCACCCACACGUCGUCCAACGCACCCUGCUAUACAGGAGUGGCGUUGAUGGACCAAGGCAUCCCCUCUCAGUCUGUCAACCUAGGGAAACUGAUGGGCUAUUCGACCCUACUCGCCAGCAAUCGGUUUCCAACCCCCCAAAGUCCCGCAUGCUUCCAGAUGCGCAAUCGUUCUUGUUCAGAGGCGAAGCACGCCAAUCGAGCUUCCUCUACAAGGCGCCAUACAUGGCGAACUUGGUCUACCCUUCAGCGUUGCUAUACAAACUUCGACAGUUUUCCAGCUCCCAUCCACAUGACAGCAUAUCCAUAAAGUCCAUGCUGUUUGCUGUCCAGCUUUGGUGCGACAUCAGAGCGCACCCGAACCUUCAGAGGGAGGCAUUCUUGACCGAGGGUCAAGGUGUCAAGAUUCAGAAUGUGUCGGUUGACCGAUUCAUUCUUGGCUUUGAACACUGGCUUCGCCACCACGAAGAGAAGCAACUCCUUGAGUACAUCCACCCCUUUCAAUUUAUGCGCGCCUUCUUCUCUCGGGAUUCACAUUCGAAUGAUGGGUCUGACCCGGCAGAGAAGGCAACUCUGGACGCGGAGGAGAUAAAGGGCCUUGUCGCUCGUGUCAAAGCGAAAUCAUCCAUGCUUGAUCCUUCGGCCAGGUUUGUCAUCUUCCCUGCCUCCAUGCCAGGAUCCAAGAUCCCAUGGCCUACAGGCAUGUUGCCGUUUGCCCCCCCUUCGGCUACCGAGAUGGCUUUGAUCAACUUUGACAACAUCUACUCAUGUGGCUUACCCUCGUAUGAGUACACGGAUAGGAAGUUAAUUAGGAUCGCCAUGCCUACAAUUGUUGCCGGUGGGCGUUUCAGCGGUAAGGCGUUCCGUAUCAAAGAGGCUGAUAUCCGCCUGCUGCGGGAUCCCAAUUCUCCAGGCCCCAUGUCCCUUUUUGGUGUCAAUACUGUCAUAGGGCCUAUCUGGCAAGCGCCUAAACUACCACAGAGAACCAUCGGACCUCCUGUCGACGAAUAUGAGACCCUAUCUGGGCAGUGGGAGCUUUCGGUACAGCAUCAUACACCUUUCUGGGUCACAAGGGAAGCGCGAUCGAAGAUGAAGACCGCCUUGGACAAGAUGAUAACUUCUGGGGAUAUCGAGAUUCGUUCUGGGCUACGGUUUGAUGUCGACAACUCCCUUGUGCCUUUUUUACGGAAGUCUCUUGAAGGCGAAGAUUCCCACGGAAACACACCCGCGCCUGUUCCCCAGCCACCGAAGGUCCCAAUGAUGAGUCUCGUAAGGCUCGCCCAGAUCUUGGUUCCACUACAGCACACUGCGCCGGUGCUUUCCGUGAGCUGGAGAGAAGCACGUAACAAACUCCGAGACAUGGACGCUGGAGAGCUUGACGAAGCGAAUCGAACUGUUGUCCGUGUUUUGGACAUCAUCCGCGAAGCCCGGGAGCAGACAAAGAUGGAGAUCGAUGGGCUGAAUGAGUUUGCCAGAGAUCUGGAAAUCGAUCCGGAAUAUGCUAUUCACCCGUUCUUUCUGGGAACCGUGGCUCAGCGAAUUUGUCGGAUGGUAGGUCUUGAUGCAUCAACGGAUUUGGAUGAAAAUGCCUGGGGCAAGCAUCUGAAGGCGAAGCUCCUAGAUUAUCACAAAAUCAUUGGGGAAAAGACAGAAAAGAUAAUGGAGGCCCGCAAAGCCGUAAGGUAUCUUGGUCAGGCUGAGGAUCGGGGCAUUAUUGCCCGUGAAAUGUUGGAAGGUUUGCUUGCAACGGGUGACAUUGCGGACCAGGAAGAUCUUCUUGAAGCCGAGUAUCAGCUCUUGGUACAGCAAGUCGACGAGCUUUCUCGCUAA
Messenger RNA from Fusarium vanettenii 77-13-4, 2373 nucleotides. RefSeq lists its product as uncharacterized. The transcript has 2 exons. NCBI's taxonomy places the organism in Eukaryota, Fungi, Ascomycota, Sordariomycetes, Hypocreales, Nectriaceae. The coding region runs from base 1 to 2373 and encodes 790 amino acids. The record is from RefSeq and is a predicted model, not a curated record.